This is a messenger RNA of Phlebotomus argentipes, 881 nucleotides long. RefSeq names its product calcyclin-binding protein. The coding region runs from base 132 to 833 and encodes 233 amino acids. Gene Ontology annotation, molecular function: tubulin binding; ubiquitin protein ligase binding; S100 protein binding. The transcript is spliced from 2 exons. Lineage: Eukaryota; Metazoa; Arthropoda; Insecta; Diptera; Psychodidae. The record is from RefSeq and is a predicted model, not a curated record. Gene Ontology annotation, biological process: heart development. Gene Ontology annotation, cellular component: nucleus.
AUUUCCAGAAAGAAGCAAGUAAGUUGGAGAGCGCAGGAGAGCUCCUAUCUAGACGGAUUUUGCCCAGGAAACCUUCCUAAUCCCGUUAUCAGUGAUAAAUAACGUGAAUUACCCAACCCAGCAACCUUGAGAUGGAGCAGAAAAUGCAAGAACUGAAGAAAGACGUCGAAGAACUCAAGCUGCUACAAGAGCAAGCGGUUCGGGUGCGCGUCAAGGAUGCCCUAAGUCUGGAGAGGAGGAAGUUAGAAAUUGAACUCUCGACACUGCAGCAGAAUCUGAUCAACAGCAGCGCUUCAGCUUCCACUGCAUCUUCCGGCCCCAGAAGAUACGUUGUGGAGUUGACGAACUACGCGUUCGACCAGAGCGAUGCCUUCGUGAAGCUCUUCGUGACCCUGGACGGCGUGCAGACAGUGCCUGAGGAGGGAGUGACUGUAACCUUUACGGAAAAGUCGCUGGAACUGAGAGUGUCUGAUCUCAAUGGAAAGGAUUACAGUCUCGUGGUGAAGAAUCUCUUGGAGGCCAUCGUCGUGGAGAAGAGCUACAGGAAGAUCAAGACGGAUAUGAUUGCUCUCUACCUGAAGAAGGUGAAGCCAGGCAAGAAAUGGGAUUGUCUCACGAGCACCGAGAAGAAAGUGAAGGAUAGUAAGAACAGCGCCUUUUCUAUGGACGAUGACGCAGACUCUAAAGACCCGUCAGCAGGCCUCAUGAAUAUGAUGAAGAAGAUGUACGAAUCUGGAGAUUCAGACACUAAGAGAAUGAUCGCGAAAGCAUGGACCGAAGCUCAAGAGAAGCGCGACGGUAAUAUGCCAAUGCCGCCAAUGCCAGAACUGUAAGCAGAAACGUUCCAAUUCCGAGUAAAUACAACUUUAUUGUAAGCCCUA